GUGGACGACGCGGGAAUUUCCUCGGGUAAAUAAAACAAGACAGAUGGCAACACACCGCCGCAGUUCCGUUCAACAAGUCCAUGAUUAUGUGCGUCGAACGAUUAGCAUUGUAGCAUUGUGUUCUUUUCGUUCGAAUAGUGAAUUCUGAUUUUCUUGUGUCGUGAGUGCGAUCGAUAUUAAACAAUAACGCAUCUAAAUUACGAAAAUGAGUCGCUACUGUGUGCCGAGGGCAGCGGCGGUGCUGUGGAUGCUGUUCCUAUUGCUGCCUGGAAUAGGCACCCAGUUUGCUAACCCGAUCAACUCAUUACUGAACUUCGUCACUGAAGGGACUAAGCAACUCGAUAACGAACCUCCUGAUCAGAGGAAUUUGCUGUCAGAAUAUGAUUUCAUCAUAGUAGGAGCAGGCACCGCAGGGUGCGUACUUGCCAAUCGACUCAGCGAAAUCCAAGACUGGAAAAUUUUACUCGUCGAAGCGGGCACAAACGAAAAUUACCUAAUGGAUAUUCCUAUAGUAGCUAAUUACCUACAAUUUACAGCCGCUAAUUGGGGCUACAAAACGAAACCAUCUAACAAAUAUUGUGCUGGUUUUGAAAACAAACAAUGUAACUGGCCCAGAGGAAAAGUAGUUGGAGGUUCAAGUGUACUCAAUUACAUGAUAUACACCAGGGGUUCAUCAGUAGACUAUAACAAUUGGAAGGCGAUGGGAAACGAUGGCUGGGGCUGGGACGACGUACUCCCGUAUUUUAAGAAAAUAGAGAAUUACAACAUACCGUCCUUUGAUGACCCAGAGUACCACGGGCACGACGGGUAUUUGAAUGUAGAGCAUGCGCCUUUCCGCACAAAGAAAGGAAAGGCAUGGGUCAAAGGAGCACAGCAAUUGGGUUUUAAGUAUAACGACCAUAAUGGAAAAAGCCCAGCAGGAGUUUCUUUCCUGCAACUGUCAAUGAAAAAUGGUACCCGUCACAGUUCUAGCCGAGCUUACCUGCAUCCAAUCAAUAAAAGAAAUAAUCUACAUUUGUCAAAGGGCAGCCUGGUGACCCGUAUUAUUUACGACGAUGACACCAAAACUAAAGCCAUAGGAAUCGAAUUGGAGAAAUUAGGAAGAAAAUAUAAAAUAUUGGCUUCGCGUGAAGUGAUUUUAUCAGCGGGGGCAAUAAAUUCUCCACAAUUGUUAAUGUUAUCAGGAAUCGGGCCCAAGAGACAUUUAGAAUCAAUGAACAUAGAAGUCAUUAAGGAUUUACCUGUUGGGUAUAACUUAAUGGACCACAUCGCUGCUGGCGGCGUGCAAUUUAUGGUAAACGAUCAGAGUUUCUCACUGUCAACGGAGUACAUAUUGAGGCAUUUGGAGCUGGUUUUUAAGUGGAUGGCAAAUCAUAAUGGCCCACUCUCUAUUCCUGGUGGAUGUGAAGCGUUGGUAUUCUUGGAUUUAAAGGACAAAUUUAACGCAACCGGUUGGCCCGAUUUGGAGUUAUUGUUUAUCAGUGGCGGUCUAAAUUCAGACCCAUUACUUCCAAGAAAUUUCGGUUUCGACGAACAAAUAUACGCCGACACAUAUGGACCUUUAGGUAAAAAUGAUUUAUUCAUGGUAUUUCCCAUGCUGAUGCGUCCCAAAUCGAGAGGACGAGUGAUGCUGCAAAGCAGAAAUCCAAAAGCGUAUCCCACUUUGAUUCCUAACUAUUUUGAGCACUCUGAGGAUUUACAGAAGAUUGUCGAAGGUAUAAAAAUUGCUAUUGAAAUUUCGAGACAACCGGCCAUGAAGAAAAUCGGAACAAAAUUGUACGAUGUACCCAUAGAGGAGUGUUUGCAAUACGGGCCUUUCGGAAGCGACGCAUAUUUUGCUUGUCAAGCGCAAAUGUUCACGUUUACAAUCUACCAUCAAAGCGGAACUUGUAAGAUGGGGCUGAAGACUGAUCCGACUAGUGUCGUGGAUUCAAGAUUGCGUGUACACGGUAUCUCUAAUUUACGCGUUAUAGAUGCAAGCGUAAUGCCAGAUAUAACAUCGGGACAUACAAACGCUCCAGUAUACAUGAUCGCAGAGAAAGGUUCUGAUAUGAUCAAACAAGACUGGGGUAAAAUAUGAAUUUAAUGAGGAAUGCUCCAAAGAUAUUAUAAUUUAAUUAGAUCUUUUUUUUUUUGGUUCGGUAAUACCUAACCCAGUAUAUUUUAUCACUUAGUUUUUCAUUUCGGUGCAAUUUAUGUUUAGUAAUUUAUUGUAAAGCAUAUCUGUGAUUUUAUUAGGGAUAAGUACUAACUAUAUAUGUAUAAUAAAUAUAUUACUUAAGGUGA
Messenger RNA from Bombyx mori (domestic silkworm), 2286 nucleotides. RefSeq names its product glucose dehydrogenase [FAD, quinone]. Gene Ontology annotation, molecular function: oxidoreductase activity, acting on CH-OH group of donors; flavin adenine dinucleotide binding. The record is from RefSeq and is a predicted model, not a curated record. The transcript is spliced from 2 exons. The coding region runs from base 206 to 2080 and encodes 624 amino acids. Lineage: Eukaryota; Metazoa; Arthropoda; Insecta; Lepidoptera; Bombycidae.